AUGACUCCCUCCUAUGCAGAAGACACACCCCCUCGAACACAUCCCGAACGAACAGGUAUGGAGCCGCUACAAAGAAACACUCACAUCGAAGUCGACAUACGCUACUCUCCCCUGCGUUUUGGAUACCCGAAGCUUCCGUCCCUCCCUGUGCAGACCACUGUUGUUAAUGCGUCCAACUACAUUCGCGAACGGAUAGAACUGUUCCAGCACUGCGCAGAAAUUCUCGAACGAGGACAAAUCGAAGUGGUAGACAGGUUUCUCGCCAUUCGCCACCACGAGGGGGAACGGGAACCCGAUAAAUUCAUCACGUUAGUGUUCUUAACUAAGUUACCAAGCAUUGACACAGAUGUCUCUUCGCGGUGUGUGCUAGACAUUGCGAAUUACUGCAAUACAAAAGGAGUCCACUAUCUAAUCGAACUCAUCACUAACGCCGCACUCUAUGGUGGAUUCACUUUUGCUAUCCACCCAAGCGAGCGCGAUUUGAUAACACUAUGGGAGGACAUAUCGACCACAAUAGUAGACCGCCUCUCCUAUUUUCAAGACCAGAAGAAGUGCACCUGGCAGACGCUUGACUUUCUUCGCCGAGGGGGAAGUGAGUGUAGAGAGGACUGCCCUGCCACCAUGGUUAUUGGAUCACCAGAUGCCGAUGAAGAUUUUUGGUGGACUAUUGGUCUUGCUGAAUUGAGAUCACUUACACAUGGGCGAUUUUGUAUCGAACUCCUCUACUCCAAAGCCUACGAGGUCAUGGACGACCACAUGGUGACUACAACCGCAUACGAGGAUCCCGUUCUCCCAGGAGCAUCCAUCUCCUCCGGAUUAGGGAGUGGAACCCUUGGGGGACAAAUUAAAAUUGAGACUCAGGCCGGCGUCAGAGCCUUUGCCCUCACAAACCACCACGUAGUAGUGGGUAAGGACCUUGAGCAAAGUAAACUCCCCAUAUAUUGUUUACACAUGCACACUCUAAGCCUGAAUCUAGUCAACGGCGAACACAAUCCAAUUUAUCCCAACAACCAACUCUUACUCUCCAAUCCCACUGUCAUCUCGAGUCCAGCCGACGAAGAUCACCGAUUGUGGAUUUCCACCAUCACGAAAGAAAAAAAAUUCUGGAAAGACCGUAUCGACGGUCCGAAAGGGCUAAAAGAAAAAUUCGACCUCCUCCAGGCAGGCGAAAAGCCAACCUGGCUUCAAGAAGACUCUAAUAGCCUAUUAAAUAAGCUCAAUGCGGCAGAGGAGGCACUGAAAACCCUCCAUUCAGACAUGGAUACAGUCUAUGACUGUAACAGGGUCCUUGGCCAGUUAGCGGCAGCGUCUGGAAGACGCACAAGGGACGGGCACGAAAACCCUCAGCCACCCCGGCCAGUAGAACGAAGGGGCAGGGUUCUGCCUUGGCUUAUGGAUUGGGCGGUUAUAACCCUAGACUCAGGUCGAACUGUCCAGAACACUUUGGGUGGACCCCACCUGAAGGAGGGCAAAACUCGGCUCACCGUGGGGCAAGAUGCCAAUGCGUAUGAGGUUCUUGAUCGCAAUGAAGCACAUCUAGUUGCGUAUCGUGGGCGUACAAGUGGAUGGAUCUUCGGGGAACUUAAUGGUACAUACUCGAUCUUGAACAAAUUCACAACCUGCAAGGUCGCCGAGGAAUACGACCUCUCUGGGUCCUCACCGGCCUAUAGCUGGGCCAUCGUGAACAAGGACAAAAAAUCAGACUUAACAGCAAAAGCCGGUGACUCCGGUAGCGUGGUCUUCCUUGACCGCUCUUACGGAGUGAAUGAGGAUGCUCGCUGGGUAGGGCUUGUAUUUGGUCAAAGCCCAAGUAAAGUGGGAUAUAUGAUCCCGAUUCACCACCUUUUCAAGGACAUCGAAGAGGUCUUUGGAGGAACGAUCAUCGAACCACAACGCACCACUACGACAUAG
Messenger RNA from Lindgomyces ingoldianus, 1911 nucleotides. RefSeq lists its product as uncharacterized. The record is from RefSeq and is a predicted model, not a curated record. The transcript has a single exon. The coding region runs from base 1 to 1911 and encodes 636 amino acids. NCBI's taxonomy places the organism in Eukaryota, Fungi, Ascomycota, Dothideomycetes, Pleosporales, Lindgomycetaceae.